CCCAGAACCAUCUGCCCGUCCCGGGGGUGCGGCCGGAGAACCUCGUCCCGCCCUCCCCGGGGCGUGAUCCCCCGGAGCCCGUCCCCGUAGCACCGGGCACCGAUCACCAUGGCCGUGAGGAUCGCCAAGGUGGGGGAACAGGGACAGCGGGGGUCCUUGUGUCCGCACCGGAGCUGGCGGUGCGGGGGUCCCGGUACCGGGGUGCGGGAGAAGCGGUGCUGGGGUGUCAGUGCCAGUGCGGGAGAAGCGGUGCUGGGGGUGUCAGUGCCGGUGCGGGGGUCCCGGUACCGGGAUGAGGGAGAAGCGGUGCUGGGGGUGUCAGUGCCGGUGCGGGGGUCCCGGUACCGGGAUGCGGGGGAGGCAGUACCGGCGUGGAGGGUUUUCGGUGCCGGGGGUGCCAAACCCUCCCUGCGCACUCCGGUUUCGUUUCCCCGACGGGGACCGUUCCGCGUCAGGGCGUGGUCUGUAGUGGCCGCACCCAAGAGGCGCGUCCAUGAAGGAGACCCCCCCCCCAUAAGGGCGUAUUCCAUGGAAACCACCGCCCACAAAGGCGUGGUCCAUGGGGAAUCCCCGCCCAUCGAGGUGUGUCCCACGUGCUGCCCCGCCCAGGACGAGCCUACGGAGGGGUGUUUUGGGGUGCAGCCCCGUCCCUGGAGGCGUGUCCCGGACGGCCCCAGUCACCCCUCACCCGUCCCGCAGGAGCUGGAGGAGGUGCGGAGCUGGAAGGGGGCCCGCGACGUGCGGCCGCUGGACCGGAACGUGCGGCGCUGGGAGGGGCUGCUGCUACCCAACACCCCCCCGUACAACGCGGGUGCCUUCCGCUUCGAGCUGACCUUCUCCCCGUACCACCCGCUGGAGCCCCCCCGUGCCACCCUCCGCACCCCCAUCUACCAUCCCGGUGUGGACCCCGAGGGUCGCGUCUGCCAGCCCCUCACCACCCACGAGCACUGGGCACCCACCACCCGCGCCGUCCAAGUGCUGCAGGACCUGCUGCUGCUGCUGGACAGCCCCGACACCCAGCGGGUGCUGCGGCCGGACCUGGCCCGGGAGCUGCAGGAGCACCCCGAGGAGUUCCGGCGCCGGGCACAGGAACACACCCGGCUCCACGCCGAGCCGCGCCCCGAGCCCCCCGGCCCCUGAGCCCCCCACCCGGGGGCACCUCGGCUUCCCCUCUCCUUCCCUAUGCCAGCCGGGGCUGGCCCUGGCAUCACCCCUGCCUCGGUGCUGGACCUUGGGCAUCGGGGGCCCCUCUGGCACCGUGAAGGGGGUCCUGCCCCCCCACAAGAGCUGGCCCCCCACAAGAUCUGCCCCCCCCCGUUCGUAAGGCAAUAAAUUUGCUCCAGCACCUG
Molecule: messenger RNA, 1349 nt
Organism: Corapipo altera (White-ruffed manakin)
Lineage: Eukaryota; Metazoa; Chordata; Aves; Passeriformes; Pipridae
Product: ubiquitin-conjugating enzyme E2 L3-like
Exons: 4
Coding region: 109-1140 (343 amino acids)
Source: RefSeq, a predicted model, not a curated record